AUGGCGGGCCCGCUGCGGCUCCUGGCGCUCUGGGCCGCCGCGCUGCUGCUGCCGCCGCCGCCCGCCGCCCCGCGGAGGCCGCCGCCGCGCUGCGCGCCGCCCUGCAGCUGCUGGCGAGAGUCGGCGCUGUGCGUGGGGGCGGCCGGGGCGCCGCGCAGCCUGCCCGCCGGGCUCGGCUCGCUGAGCCUGGUGAACGGGACCUUCUCCGAAGUCAAGGACAGGAUGUUCUCCCACUUGCCCUCCCUGCAGCUGCUCUUGCUGAACUCAAACUCCUUUACUAUUAUACGAGAUGAUGCCUUCGCUGGUCUCUUCCAUCUAGAAUACCUAUUCAUUGAAGGAAACAAAAUAGAAACCAUAUCAAGAAAUGCAUUUCGUGGCCUUCGAGACCUGACCCACCUUUCUUUGGCCAAUAACCAUCUGAAAACUCUGCCAAGGGAUGUCUUCAGUGAUUUAGAUUCUCUCAUUGAACUAGAUUUAAGGGGAAAUAAAUUUGAGUGUGACUGCAAAGCCAAGUGGUUGUUUUUGUGGUUAAAGAUGACAAAUUCCACUGUUUCUGAUGUCCUGUGUAUUGGUCCAGCAGAAUAUCAGGAUAAGAAGUUAAAUGAUGUGACAAGUUUUGAUUAUGAAUGCACCACUACAGAUUUUGUUGUUCACCAGAUUUUGCCCUACCAGUCAGUGUCAGUGGAUACAUUCAACUCUAAAAAUGAUGUGUUUGUAGCCAUUGCACAGCCCAGCAUGGAGAACUGCAUGGUGCUCGAGUGGGAUCAUAUUGAAAUGAAUUUCAGGAGUUAUGACAACAUCACAGGUCAGUCCAUAGUGGGAUGUAAAGCCAUUCUUGUUGGUGAUCAAGUCUUUGUGGUGGUGGCACAGCUCUUUGGUGGCUCACACAUUUACAAGUAUGAUGAGAGCUGGACAAAGUUUGUCAAAUUCCAGGAUAUUGAAGUAUCUCGCAUUUCCAAGCCAAAUGAUAUAGAGCUUUUUGAGAUAGACAGUGAAAUGUUUUUUGUCAUAGCAGAUAGCUCCAAAGCAGGUUUGUCAACAGUGUACAAGUGGAAUAACAAAGGAUUUUACUCAUACCAGUCCCUUCAUGAGUGGUUCAGGGACACCGAUGCUGAGUUUCUUGAUAUAGAUGGGAAAUCGCAUUUGAUCCUCUCUAGCCGCUCACAGGUUCCCAUUAUACUCCAGUGGAACAAAGCUUCAAAGAAGUUUGUCCUGCAUGGUGAAAUCCCCAACAUGGAAGAUGUCCUGGCUGUGAAGAGUUUCAGGAUGCAAAACAACCUGUACAUAACACUCACAAGAUUCAUUGGGGACUCCAGAGUUAUGAAAUGGAAUAGCAAACAGUUUGUGGAGAUUCAGGCUCUUCCGUCCCGAGGAGCCAUGACGCUGCAGCCUUUCUCCUUUAAGAAUAAUUACUACCUAGCCCUGGGAAGCGACUACACCUUCUCCCAGAUAUACCAGUGGGAUGGUGAGAAAAAGCUCUUUAGGCUAUUUAAAGAAAUCUAUGUGCAAGCACCACGUUCUUUCACAGCUGUGUCAACGGAUCGAAGAGAUUUUUUCUUUGCCUCUAGUUUUAAAGGAAACACACAAAUAUUUGAACAUAUAAUCAUUGACUUGAGUUUAUGAAAGCUGCUGGAAUGAAAUUCCUGUAGAAUGACAUUUAUAUACAAGCAAAACAGAGACCUUUUCAAGAACAGGGUGCACCUAUGGAGUAUGAUGACAUUUUCUGAACUUUUAAAACUUGCAUAUUAAUCAGGGAGUGCAUUUACUUGAUUGCUGCAUGAGAUGUCUGUUUUAUAUUUUUUCAAAGACAUUUUGCAACCUGCAGCCAUUCAGAGGAGAGUGCGGUGCAUUAGCAUUAAUUUUGAUAUCUUAGAAAAGAUCUGAAUUCUAUCCAGGAAAAUACCAUAAAUUGAGCAUCUCAUAGAGAAAAGGACAAGGAAGCCGUACCAUUUCUGUGCCAAAGCACAGAAAUGCUUUUGAGUCUUAAACUAACAUCUCAGUAAAGGUUUUAAGAUUAGAGGCAGUUUUUUAUGGUUGCUGAUGAAUUGUAAAAGCAAAUGGCAACAUUCCAGAAUGUGCUUUAUUCUGGUUACUUGAGCCCUAUUCUCAAAAUCUGCAUCUAUUUGUGUUUAUAACAAGACCUGGAGGUUUUAACUCACUGCAGAUGAAGCAGAAAGUCAAAAUCUGUUACUAUCUUUCUUUUCUUAAUCACUGUUUCAGCAACAAAUUGCACGUAGCAAAUAGCUCAGCCCAGAGAACUUGGAUGGCCAGGAAAUAAAGGUGUGUCAGUUCCAAACCGUGUGAUCUUAACAAGUUAAUAUGGACAGAAAGUAAAAGAGAUCUGGUUGGUGCCAUGAAUGAAAACAAUGCAGAUUGAGUCCACUUUGUGUACUAAUAGGCAUUCCAGAAUGACCUAGUUCAGACUUUUCUUGAUGGUUCCAGUACAUUCGGGGGUACAUUAGCAAAGAGAUCAGUUGACUUAUUCUUCCAUGAGACACAGCUUAAACUGAAUCUGUAACAUACAUUCAUGUUCUCCAUGCUGUGCCUCAUCUCUACGCUGUGAGAUGAUUUAUUCUCUAGAGCUCUUCCUCCAGCACAACUCACAAGCAAUAAGUUCAGGUUUCAUUCAUCAUAAGCUGUAUCUGGGGAGUCCUCCUGGCUGAGGACCAGAUAUGACUUCAAUAUCACCAAAUCUUUUGAAACCAGGGCAACUGGAGCUGUUCCAAGCUAGACUGUUUUCUGCCUCCAAGAGCAAGAGUUUCCUCUUGGUGGCUCCAGGCUUUUGCCAGGUUGCCAUGCUGCUGGAGGUCUUGCAGGUUAAACAGUAAGAUGUGAACGGACCAUAUUGCUUUGGUAUUUUGGGUGGCUACAGACUAAGGCAUUCAUUCAUCUUAAAUAAGGCAGUCCUGUCCUGGUAUGCACUGAGCCUCUGUCAGGAUAGCAGCUGGCAUCUGUUUUCCCGGAAAGGCUCUCUAACAUACUAACCAACACAGCUGUACACAGAGGCUUUUUCUUUUUUCCAUGUAUAAAUUAUGCUUUUUUAUAUUUUCAUGUUAUGUAGCUUAUCAAGUUAUUUUCUCAUGGAUUUUGCUGCUGCAUUUCUGCCGUGGAGACUUCAGCAAAAGAAGCAGAGCAAACAAAGCUUUCCUUUGUUCUUCCGUAUUUGAGAGCAUCUCACCAUCUCUGCUGUGUGAGCUUCACGUU
Molecule: messenger RNA, 3204 nt
Organism: Phasianus colchicus (ring-necked pheasant)
Lineage: Eukaryota; Metazoa; Chordata; Aves; Galliformes; Phasianidae
Gene: LGI2
Product: leucine rich repeat LGI family member 2
Biological process (GO): inhibitory synapse assembly
Molecular function (GO): protein binding
Source: RefSeq, a predicted model, not a curated record